AUGAUAUUUAAUUAUCUUUUUUCGUUUGUUUGUCUCUUAUCGAUCACUAAUGGUCAAUUUAAUAAAGAACAUUUAACAAAAUUACAAGGAUUAGAAUGUAAUGAACCAUCUAUUACUCUUCAUAUAUUCUCUGGUACACCAAAUCCAGUUUGGAAAAUUGAUAUAAAACAAUUAAGUCAAAUUAAAAAAUUAGCUUAUGAAACAUUAUUUAACAAUAAUGAUAAUAAUAAUACAUUAUUAAGUAAACCAACAACAAGAGUUAUGGGUUAUCAUGGAUUUACUAUUAGUUGUUCUUCGAAUCAAUAUGUUUUUGUUAAUGGUUUAUCUCCAAUUGAAAAUUUAUUACUAUUAGGAGGUCGUCGUCAUCUUUCAGCAUCAAUUAUUCAUCAUGUUAAAGAUCAUCUUGGAGAAAUUAUGUCGGAAAUUACUAGUAUACAAUCUGAUAAUGCUGAUUGUAAUCAUGUUCCAAUCAAAGGUACUGAUGCAGUACCUGUAUAUGAUCCAAAAACCGAUGAUAAUGGAUGUUUCGUUACAAAAGAAUCAUCAAAUAAUUGUUAUGCUUAUGGUACUGAUAUUGUUACAAAUACAUUUCCACAACCAGGUCGAGGUAGUGGAAAAAAAUGGUCAUUGAAUACAUGUGAAGAUAUGGGAAAUUCAUCGAUUCGUGAUGGUUUAGUUUAUAAUGGUACAACAUUACCAACAGGUAAACCAGAAAAAGGACAUUUUGUUGCAUUACUUAUUUGGCCAGAAACAAACUUUCAUUGGAUAAGAAUGGAUGCUAAUGGUUUUUGGUCACAUAAACCAGGAGGUACUCCUGUUCGUAAUAAAGAUAACCGAGACUUACCAAUAACUGAUCCAUCGAAAUCAGAUUUUUCACCAUGGACACAAUUUUGUUCUUAUUAUGUUGCACAACCAUCCGUACUUAAAAUUAAUUAA
This is a messenger RNA of Adineta steineri, 936 nucleotides long. The record is from the annotation of a GenBank genome assembly. Lineage: Eukaryota; Metazoa; Rotifera; Eurotatoria; Adinetida; Adinetidae.